CUCACACACACACAUAUAUAUUAUACACACAUAACAUGAGCAUUUUGAAAGCAAGCUUCAAAGAACAAUUAUUUGGCUUUUCAUCAAUGGAGGAAAUGAUAGAGAAAGAAACUAGUGCAAUUCCAAAAGUGAUCGAGUUUCUGUCUUGUUUGCUGGAAAGAGUUGCAGAAUCAAAUGAUAUGAGGUGUGGAUUUGAAGCUCAGAAGAUGUCUGUGUUCCAUGGCUUAACGCGACCAACCAUCUCGAUUCAUAAUUACAUGGAGAGAAUCUUUAAAUAUGCAAAUUGUAGCCAGUCUUGCUUCGUCGUUGCGUACGUUUAUCUCGAUCGAUUUGCUCAAACUCAACCUUCCUUUCCUAUCAAUUCUUUCAACAUUCAUCGCUUGCUUAUUACCAGUGUCAUGGUGGCUGCUAAGUUCAUGGAUGAUAUGUAUUACAAUAAUGCAUACUACGCAAAAGUAGGAGGAAUCAGCACAAGAGAGAUGAACUUUCUUGAAGUGGAUUUUCUUUUUGGUUUAGGGUUCUACUUAAAUGUGACUCCAAACACAUUUCAUACAUAUUGUUCUUUCCUUCAAAAGCAGAUGACAAUGAUGCAACCUUCCAUUUCUACACCACUUAAGCUUCAUCAUCUGGGUUUGUCAGAUCAUGAAGAAACUUCUCAUCAGAAUCACCAACUAGCUGCUGUUUAGAUUUUUAUUUUGUUUUUAUGUAUAAUUAGUUAGAUGUAGAGAUUGAUUAAUU
Molecule: messenger RNA, 738 nt
Organism: Carica papaya (papaya)
Lineage: Eukaryota; Viridiplantae; Streptophyta; Magnoliopsida; Brassicales; Caricaceae
Gene: CYCP4;1
Product: cyclin p4;1
Biological process (GO): regulation of cyclin-dependent protein serine/threonine kinase activity
Molecular function (GO): protein kinase binding
Source: RefSeq, a predicted model, not a curated record